Synchytrium microbalum is the source of this 2541-nucleotide messenger RNA. RefSeq lists its product as uncharacterized. Gene Ontology annotation, biological process: endoplasmic reticulum membrane fusion. The transcript is spliced from 13 exons. Lineage: Eukaryota; Fungi; Chytridiomycota; Chytridiomycetes; Synchytriales; Synchytriaceae. The record is from RefSeq and is a predicted model, not a curated record. Gene Ontology annotation, molecular function: GTPase activity; GTP binding. Gene Ontology annotation, cellular component: endoplasmic reticulum. The coding region runs from base 1 to 2541 and encodes 846 amino acids.
AUGUCAAUAGAGGCCGAAGUGCCGGACUUGGUUGAGUCAGAGUUUGAUUCAGAUGAAAGUCCUGCGGUCCCAGAUGAUCUGGCCACCUUGCAGGUAGUCGACGAGCAUCAGCAAUUCACACCUGAGCUACAAGAGUAUAUGCAAGACAAAUGGAAUCUGGCUUCUUGUGGAUUCGACUACAAUCUUGUCGCAGUCUUUGGAUCUCAGAGCACGGGAAAGAGUACUUUGCUAAACCGAUUAUUCAAUACCACAUUCGCCGUCAUGGAUGAAAAGAGACGUCAGCAAACAACCAAAGGAAUCUGGUUGAGUCCAGCUCAUGGGAAGAAUCUACUCGUACUAGAUGUUGAAGGUACUGAUGGACGUGAACGUGGAGAAGAUCAGGAUUUCGAGCGAAAGUCUGCAUUAUUCUCAUUGGCCAUUGCUGAAGUUUUGAUUGUCAACAUGUGGGAAAACAUGGUGGGAUUAUACAAUGGUGCAAAUAUGGGUUUACUCAAAACUGUAUUUGAAGUGAAUCUGCAACUGUUUCAAGCUCAAGGAUCGCCAAAGACUCUGCUUAUGUUCAUAUUACGAGACUAUACUGCUGUGACACCAAUUGCUACUCUAUCAAAAACUUUGAUGCAAGAUCUAGAAAAGAUCUGGAUCAGUCUGAACAAGCCUGCUGGUCAUGAGACAUCACAAAUUAGCGAUUUCUUUGAUUUUGCAUUUGAAGGAUUGCCACAUAAAGUCUUUACACCAGAAAAGUUCGAAAGUGCCGUUGCAACUCUGAAAACAAGAUUUUACAACAACACGGGCACAAACUAUAUAUUUGGACCUUCCUACCACAAACACAUUCCAGCUGAUGGUUUUCCACGAUACGCCGAGUCCAUUUGGGCCAAGAUUUUGACCAACAGAGAUUUGGAUUUGCCAACUCAACAGCAGCUCUUGGCUCAGUACCGAUGUGACGAGAUUGGACGUGGUAUUUUGGAAACCUUUGUUGAAGCGACCAAAUCAUAUCGACCACGACUAGAUUCUGGUCUAGUAAUUGACGAUAUGGGUCACGAAACUGAAACCAUUAUCGAGUCAUGCCUCGCUUCAUUUGAUCGUGAUGCCAGUCGCUACAAUCCUGACGUAUACAAACGCAAACGAGCCGAGUUUCUGGACAAGCUUACAUCCAUUUUGCAUAUAAAUUAUAUGGAACAGCUACGUAACUUACACAAACGAGGCAUUGUACAAUUUAACAAGUCAUUGCAGGCCAAGCUCAAAGGAGGUGAUUCUGAAUUUGCUUCUAGUUUACGAGCAUGUCGACAAGAAGCCGAAUCAACCUUCCGAGACAUGGCAGUCAAGUCACGGGUAUCCUUUGCCGAUUGGAGCUAUGAAGAACCAGUAUCGCAAUUCCUUUUCGAGUUAGACGAGAUUGCCACGCUGAAACGAAAUGAGGCCUUGCAGCGUAUGGUGUCUGGCUUGCAGAAACUGAUUCUGGAUGGAUUGAGUGACCCAAUAAUAGUAGAGUUGAACGAUAUGGGUCCAGAUAUGUGGUCUCGUAUUUCAAAUACUUUCCAGGAUACAGUCAAACGAACUCUGGAGGAAGUCAGAGUGAAAUCGAGAGGAUUUGAGGCUAGUGACGAGGAAAUAGAAACUUCAGUAGUCGAGAUGCAAAAGCAAGUAUGGCAAGUCUUCCAUCGCAAACUAGUAGAAGAGACAGACCCAUCACGAAUGCUAGUACGCCUCAAAUCCUUUUUCGAAGACAAGUUCCGAUAUGAUGAAAAAGGUCUGCCACGAAUGUGGAAACCUGAUGACGAUAUCGAUGGAGUCUUUACAAAAGCUCGUAAUGAGACUGACGUAUUAUUUAGUCGAUUCGAACGUAUUUCCAUUGAGCCAGAUACCCUUACCGAUUUAGUAGGACCAAUAGAUGACUCUGACUUGGUUUUGCUGUCACCAUCUAAACUAAGCAGCCUACGAGAUCGUUUCCUUAGAGAAGUUGAUGCUUCCUUUUUAGAUGCCAAACGAUCUAUAGUGUCUACUACAGCCAAACUUCCAUAUUGGUAUCUUGGAUUGACUCUAUUAUUGGGUUGGAAUGAGCUCAUGGCAGUAUUGACAAAUCCUAUAUAUUUCUUGUCAGCUACGACUAUGGUGUUGGUGGUUGUUGGUAUGUGGUAUACUGGCACUUUGGCUCCCAUGUUACGAAUAGCCCAAGUAGCAUCUCGUGAAGUCAUUACGCAGGUUGCUCAGUAUUUGCGGGAUUCAGGUCUUGAUGGAUUCCCAGCGUCAGAUACCCAGAACAACAACAGUAGUAGUAAUAGUAGCAGUAGCAACAAAUCCCCCUUCAAAACUCCUCGUCGAACUGUGGUACCGAAAGACAAUGGUGAAGACGAGGACGAUGAUAUACCAUUGUCUCCUUUGAGGAACAGAAGCCCUACACCAUUCAAGUUGAAUAAUCCUGAUGUUGGUUUGGCUGGAUUUCCUGGAGGGUCUGCACCGUCGACGCCUAUGGGAAAUGUGCAAAAGAAUAGAGCUAGAGCCAAUCGAUGGAAGGAUGAAGAUGAGGAUGAAAAACAAGAAUAA